AUGACUUCUGAUAAUAAUACAGAAAAUUUUAAUAUUAAUAUUAACAAUGAUAAUAUUAAUGAUAACAAAGAAAACAACAACGAUAAUAAAGAUGCUAAAAAUCAUUCAUCUUUGCCACCACCAUCAUCAUUUUCAUCAUCUCAAUCUCAACCAUCUUCACAAGUUUCUUCUUCUUCUUCUUUCUCACUAACAUCAUCUUAUCCGUCUUCACUUUUCUCCUCCUCUCCACAAUCUUCUUCUUCUUCUUCCUCUCCUCCCUCUUCUCCUCCACCACCAUCAUCAUCGGCUUUAAUAAAUCAAUUGGCGAAAGACAUAUUACAAGAUUUACUCGAUGAAUGUGUGGUUGAUAUUAUGCUAGAGGUACAAAACGAAGAAAAAAAAUCAAAGUUUAUCAUAACGAAUGAACUUGAUGAAUUGGAUCCUGGACAAAAGAGGAUACGACGUUUUCGGUCAGGAAGUCAGAAACCUAAAAUCAAUAAAAGAAAAAACCAAAUGCCUAAAAUGUAA
Molecule: messenger RNA, 507 nt
Organism: Entrophospora candida
Lineage: Eukaryota; Fungi; Glomeromycota; Glomeromycetes; Entrophosporales; Entrophosporaceae
Source: the annotation of a GenBank genome assembly